Messenger RNA from Glycine soja, 714 nucleotides. RefSeq lists its product as uncharacterized. The coding region runs from base 1 to 714 and encodes 237 amino acids. The record is from RefSeq and is a predicted model, not a curated record. Lineage: Eukaryota; Viridiplantae; Streptophyta; Magnoliopsida; Fabales; Fabaceae. The transcript has a single exon.
AUGUUUAUUAAGCAUGGUCCUCAAUCUAUUACUGCCUUAUUGGUGUAUGUGGAUGAUAUUGUUCUCUCUGGUAAUGAUUUGAUUGAGAUCCAAAAUAUUACAAAGUUAUUGGACUAUGCCUUCAAGGUAAAGGAUUUGGGUGAUUUGAAGUUCUUUCUAGGCUUUGAAAUAGCCAAAACACCUGCAGGGAUCAAUUUAUGUCAAAGGAAGUAUGCUUUAGAUAUUCUUAAUGACACUGGUGUGCUUGGAUCUAAACCAGUUUCCACUCCUUUUGAUUAUACUACAAGGAUUCAUCAACACUCAAGUUCUCCUCUUUCAACUGAGGGUGCUUCUUCCUAUAGAAAACUAAUUGGAAGACUGAUUUAUUUGGCCAACACAAGAGCAUAUAUCACUUAUGUUGUGCAGCAUUUAAGUCAGUAUGUUGCUGAACCUACCUCAGCUCAUCAACAAGCUACUUUUAGGAUUCUCAGAUACAUCAAAGGGUCUCCAAGUGCAAAGAUUUUUCUUUCUGUUGAUAGUCAAAUUCAUUUGAAAGGAUUUAGUGAUUCAGAUUGGGCUGAUUAUAUUGAUACAAGGAGAUCUAUUACUGGUUAUGCCAUUCAUCUUGGUAAUUCUUUGAUUUUAUGGAAAUCUAAGAAACAAGAUAUUGUGUCUAGAAGUUCUUCAGAAGCUGAGUAUAAAGCAUUAGCUAGUGCUGCUUGUGAGCUUCAAUGA